This is a messenger RNA of Megalops cyprinoides (Indo-Pacific tarpon), 1497 nucleotides long. RefSeq names its product nucleophosmin 1a (gene npm1a). Bases 73 to 987 code for a protein of 304 amino acids. The transcript is spliced from 11 exons. Gene Ontology annotation, cellular component: cytoplasm; centrosome; nucleolus. NCBI's taxonomy places the organism in Eukaryota, Metazoa, Chordata, Actinopteri, Elopiformes, Megalopidae. Gene Ontology annotation, molecular function: chromatin binding; RNA binding; histone binding. Gene Ontology annotation, biological process: chromatin remodeling; ribosomal large subunit biogenesis; ribosomal small subunit biogenesis. The record is from RefSeq and is a predicted model, not a curated record.
UGUUUCCGCGUCCGAACGUGAGAGAGAUCAUUUGAGUUCAAGCGCAAUUGGAGACGGUGCUGGAGGUAGAGUAUGAACGGAAUGGACAUGGAGCCGAUUGGACCACAGAACUAUCUUUAUGGCUGCGAAUUGAAAGCUGGCAAAGACGUCAUUUUCAACCCCUCGGAUGACGACAGUGAGCACCAGCUGUCUUUGAGGAUGGUGUGUGUGGACCCCAGCACCAAGGACGAACUGCAUGUGGUGGAGCUGGAGGGUCGGGACACUGAGGGGGAGCCAGUGAAGGCAGUGGUAGCCACGCUGAAACCGUCCACAUUACCCAGUGUGUGUCUGGGUGGCUUUGAGAUUACUCCUCCAGCUGUGUUCAGACUGAAGUCUGGCUCCGGCCCCAUCCACAUCAGCGGCCAGCACCUUGUCAUGAUGGAUACAGACCAGUCUUUUGAUGAGGAGGAUGAUGAAGAAGAGGAAGAAGAGAAGGAGGUUCCUUCAUCCAUUAAGAGGCCAGCUGUGCCAGCUGCAGCCAAGCCUUCGAAAAAGAUGAAGAUGGAGGAGGAGGAUGAGGAGGAAGAUGACGAAGAUGAUGAAGAUGAUGACGAUGACGAAGAAGAUGAUGAUGAGGAGGAAAGUGAAGAGGAGGAAUCUCCGGUGAAGCCCAAGAAAACUCCGUCCAAGAGCCCUGCUGCUGCACAGAACGGGAAAACCCCUAACACAGCCACUCCUGCUGGAAAACAAAAUGCCAAGCCCAAGACCCCUAAUACCAACAGCAAGGCAGAUAAGAAGGAAACCCCCAAAAAGCCACAGACCCCCAAAGCUUCCCUCACCAUCGACGAGAUGAAGGCCAAGAUGAUGAGCAGCAUCGAGAAGGGAGUGAUGUUGCCGAAGCUUCAGGCCAAGUUUGAGAACUACGUAAAGAACGGUUUGCGUGUGAGCGAUCCCAAGACCAUCGAGGAGCUGUGGAAGUGGAGACAGACUGUGAAAGAUCGGAAAUGAUUUUUUAGUUUUUUUUUCCCUUUUUUUCCCCUUUUUUUUAAAUUAUAUUUUUACUACUACCCUCAUCCCCUACCCCCCCACCAAUGUGUUUCUUUUGUCCACCGCCCUGUUGAGUCCAGUCUCCAGAUCAGCAGAUCAGCCCCCACUCUGUCUUCUCAGUCAGUAAGCCAGAAGCAAUAAAGUAUGGUGAUGGACACAUCCACAGCCCAAUGCCUUACCAGUGCCACCCGAAGGUUUUAGAUGUUGCAUUUAAUGCAGCUACUUCAUAUAUUGCAACUUCAGCAUCUCUCUUUGAAGGAGCUGCGUUUGCUUGUUUCAGCAUUUGCACAGAGGUUUGUGAUGUGAGAUUAAGGAACAUUCCGGAGCAGCCAAGUCUCGCUUAUGGACAAUAUUAAGUUCAUCUGCCAUUUUGCUCACUUGUUGAAAAAUUGUGACAAAUGAGGAUUUGUUUUAUUGAAUGUGGUCAUGUCAGUAUUUGUGGCUGUUGGAUUUGUGAGAAUAAAGACAUUU